AUGGCGAGUUGGGUCUUAUCAGAAUGUGGCUUAAAGCCGCUUCCUCAAUUCUUCGCCAGACCCAGAACCGGUGCCGUUUUGCGCACCAAUUCAUCAAAACCCAGAUUUUUGCAGACAAGCAAGACAGUUACAGAUCUAAGACAACCCUUUUCUUUUGGAGAGAGAAGUUGGAGGGUUAAAGUGAGUGCUCCAUAUAGAGUAGGAGAGGAAGAGAAGGGAAAUGAAGAAAUAAAGGGUGCUAUUGGGAUUAUAGAAGAAAAAGAAGGUAAAUUUGAUCCAGGAGCGCCGCCACCGUUUAAAUUGUCCGAUAUUAGGGCAGCUAUACCAAAGCAUUGUUGGGUUAAGGACCCAUGGAAGUCAAUGAGCUAUGUAGUUAGAGAUGUCGCUGUGGUUUUUGGUUUAGCUGCAGCUGCAGCUUAUCUUAACAAUUGGGUGGUUUGGCCUCUGUAUUGGGCUGCUCAGGGAACAAUGUUUUGGGCUCUGUUUGUUCUUGGCCAUGAUUGUGGGCAUGGAAGCUUUUCGAACAAUCCCAAGCUAAAUAGUGUUGUUGGGCACCUUCUUCAUUCUUCAAUUCUUGUACCUUAUCAUGGAUGGAGAAUUAGCCAUAGGACUCAUCAUCAAAACCAUGGACACGUUGAGAAUGAUGAAUCAUGGCAUCCGCUGCCUGAGAAAAUAUUUAGGAAUUUGGACAACAUUACAAGAAAAUUGCGCUUCACUGUUCCUUUUCCAAUGCUUGCCUAUCCUUUCUAUCUUUGGAAUAGAAGCCCGGGAAAAACUGGUUCGCACUUUCAUCCAGACAGUGACUUGUUCUUGCCGAAUGAAAGGAAGGAUGUGAUUACUUCCACCAUAUGCUGGACUGCGAUGGCUGCUUUGCUUGUGGGCUUAUCUUUUGUAAUGGGUCCUAUUCAAUUGCUUAAGCUGUAUGGAAUCCCAUAUUGGGGUUUUGUUAUGUGGCUGGACUUUGUAACGUACUUGCAUCACCAUGGUCAUGAAGAGAAACUUCCUUGGUACCGCGGAAACGAAUGGAGUUAUUUAAGGGGAGGACUGACGACACUUGAUCGUGAUUAUGGAUGGAUUAAUAAUAUCCAUCAUGACAUUGGAACCCAUGUUAUUCACCACUUAUUUCCUCAAAUCCCUCAUUAUCACUUAAUUGAAGCAACUGAGGCAGCCAAACCUGUGCUUGGCAAAUACUACCGGGAGCCAGAGAAAUCAGGGCCUUUACCUUUUCACCUAAUUGGAAGUUUGGUAAGAAGCUUAAGGAAAGAUCACUAUGUUAGUGAUACUGGAGAUGUAGUUUACUACCAGACUGAUCGGCAACUUAGCGGCUCGACAUCAGAGUAG
Messenger RNA from Jatropha curcas, 1341 nucleotides. RefSeq names its product omega-3 fatty acid desaturase, chloroplastic-like. The record is from RefSeq and is marked provisional. Gene Ontology annotation, molecular function: oxidoreductase activity, acting on paired donors, with oxidation of a pair of donors resulting in the reduction of molecular oxygen to two molecules of water. Lineage: Eukaryota; Viridiplantae; Streptophyta; Magnoliopsida; Malpighiales; Euphorbiaceae. Gene Ontology annotation, biological process: lipid metabolic process.